Messenger RNA from Pogoniulus pusillus (Red-fronted tinkerbird), 899 nucleotides. Its product is annotated as zinc finger protein 239-like. The transcript has a single exon. The record is from RefSeq and is a predicted model, not a curated record. NCBI's taxonomy places the organism in Eukaryota, Metazoa, Chordata, Aves, Piciformes, Lybiidae. Gene Ontology annotation, cellular component: PcG protein complex; transcription regulator complex; chromatin. Gene Ontology annotation, molecular function: RNA polymerase II cis-regulatory region sequence-specific DNA binding; DNA-binding transcription factor activity, RNA polymerase II-specific. The annotation marks the transcript as partial. Gene Ontology annotation, biological process: regulation of transcription by RNA polymerase II.
AUAGAGCCCUACAGAGCUGCCCAGACCCCUGCAGGCCUCCACACCGGGGAGAAGCCCUACAGCUGCAGCGACUGCGGCAAGAGUUUUAUCCUCAGCUCUGCUCUCCAGCGUCACCAUCGCGUCCACACUGGGGAGAGGCCUUACAGCUGCGGGCAGCGUGGCAAGAGCUUCGCCGAGAAGCAUUAUCUGAUCACACACCGCAACAUCCACGCUGGGGAGAAGCCUUUCUACUGCGGUGACUGCGGCAAGAGCUUUGCCCACAGCUCUGCUCUCAGCCGUCACCGUUGCAUCCACACCGGGGAGAAGCCCUACAGCUGCGGCAACUGCGGCAAGAGCUUCCGGUACAGCGGCGACCUCACCAAACACCUGCACAGCCUCAGCCACCAGAAGAUGAAGAGCAGCAGCAAAGCUUCCAGGGGUCCUCCCUCCCACUGAUACCAGGAGGUGCCUAGCAGCCACAGGCCGAUCCUGACAAUGCUGGUGCCAGAGGGUCCUGGCGGUAGAGCUGCCCCAACCAUGACCCUUCUCUGCUGGGUUUUGCUGUCCUGGGAUGUGGUGAGGCUGCACCAGUAGCACCAACAACAGCAGGUGCUGUUGUGCCAUCCCCAGGCAGAGCCCUGAAACAUGCCUUGUUUGGGAGAGGAGGAUCUGAGGGCAGAGCAGGGCUGUGUCACAACUGGGCUGGAACCUCUAAGCCAUGCUGGAUUCCAAGGUGGUCUCUAUAAGCCCUGCUAGAUGAUCACCAUCAUCACCAACACCAAUCCUCACCAACACCAACAUUGGCUUGGUACACUCAGGAAUGAAGCAACUGUCCAUGUGGCUGCAAGUCAGAGAUUCCAUGGAAAAUGUGCCUGGAGCAGGGAACAAUCCCAAUAAAAGACUUUCCAAGGCUCUUGCAA